Molecule: messenger RNA, 8094 nt
Organism: Lineus longissimus
Lineage: Eukaryota; Metazoa; Nemertea; Pilidiophora; Heteronemertea; Lineidae
Exons: 9
Coding region: 230-2110 (626 amino acids)
Biological process (GO): netrin-activated signaling pathway
Cellular component (GO): membrane
Molecular function (GO): netrin receptor activity
Source: RefSeq, a predicted model, not a curated record
UAAUGACUUUUCGAACGAAUGCGUAUAUCGUCGAAAUUCAUUAUUCAUAACACAAUAAAAAUUCUGCAAUUUCCCCCAACGGGUCAUGUUUAAAUCGGUAUUACGUGCGACACUUCGCCAUUUCGUAGCAGCAACUUGAAGGAUACUGAUACCCAGUCAAAAUAUACUGUCCUAUUUCAACAGGAUUCAGGAGCAGGUAUAUGUAGAGGACAUAUGUUCAACGUUCAAAAUGGCAACUAUGCCACCAACCAAAUUACAGCUAAUUGUUGGAAAACGAAUAACUACCUAUACAUGUACGGACGAGAGCAUGCAUCAAACCCUGCUACAGUUCCUACAAAAGCUUUUCAAAGAUGAUGAGAUUGGUGAGAUUGGUGACGAUGGCUUCUUAUCUGACAUGUCUGAUGCACCGACACCAGCAGUUGAACCUAGCAUCUGCGAACCGCAACCUACUUUUCAUACCAAAGCAGAGAGGGAAAUUAUUGAAAGAUCUCUUGAAGAAAUUUUGAAACGAGAUGGACCGAACGCUGUGGGGAAGACCGUGGUGAGGAAGAACCUGGCGAUGGGUGUGAUAGGAAAAGAUGGUGGGAUACUCUCGUUCGUUGAUAAAGAUGUCACCAUGGAAAUACCACCAGGCGCACUAGAAGAGGCGACUAUCAUCUAUUGUUUCUGGCCGAUAACAAACGCGGACAGAAAAAGGCCGGAAGCCGAUCUGGCCUUUUUCGCUCCUACCAUCGACUGCGGUCCCGAUGGCACAACGUUUUCGAAGUUUAUCACCUUGAAGACUAAGCACUGCAUAACCGAGAUGGACCGCCAAAAAACGGAAAUGCUUAAUGUCUUUACGCGCGAUGGUAUCAACCCAAAGUGGAGAGAAGACACCGAUGCAAGCUUCGAAACAGAUGGAGAGUGGGUGGUUCUGAAAACGAAGCACUUCAGCGACUUCACACUUGCCCGUCGUACAGAGAUGUCAAGGGACGCAGAGGAUAAAGGUCGGUGUGUCGUUGAUGCAGGUUGUGCCAUGGUUCUACCCGAUUUCAACAGGCUACCGGCACCAUUAGUAGGGCCCAUCGAGCAGUUGAUCAAUUAUCUCACAAGUACUCUCCCCGUCAUGCAAGUACAGCCUCAUGAUACGAGUCUAUUUGAUAUAGACGUAAGCCUUGGAGUAACGAAGAGCCUGCUUCGGCGUGACGGCCCAAAUGAGUUACUUGGAAAAGUGCUGAAAGGGAGCAACUAUUCAGUAUCAGUGAUAGGACCAAAAGGAGGCUGUCUUGCAUUCUUGGAUGGUUCUGUCACAAUGGAUAUCCCGCAGGGGGCCCUUAGGGAACCAGAAGUCAUACACUGCUGCCGGCCACGUACAGAAACAGGGGGAAAAGAGAGUAACGAUAGAUUUGUUAGCUACGCUCCAAGCAUCACCUGUGGCCCACACGGUACCAAAUUCGACAAGGAUGUAACCCUUAGAGUCAAGCACCACAUCUCCGCAGAUGAGCCCGACAAGAUGAACGGGCUGGAUAUUUUCACUCGGAGCAAGUCUCAACUAGAGUGGGAAAAGGAUGCAGCUGGUAGCUUUCGGGUAGAAGGUGAAUGGGCGAUUUUGACGACGAACCAUUUCAGUGAAUUCACCAUAGGAGCCCGGGAAGGUCGGCAAGUGGACCUGCCAAGAAGAGACAUAUUGGUCUCCACCGCCAUCACUACAAGACAUGGUAACGAAGAGAACAAGUUGAAUCUCCACAUUUUCUUUGCGAGCUCCAAUCGCAACCAGAUGCAUCAAUUCCUCUUUGAAGUGCGUUCAAGUCUGAGUUCGAGGAGUGUCGAAGUAUUCGAGCUUGAUACAGAGAGAUGGGAACGAUUGUCAAAUAUUCAAGACCAGACGCUUAUCUCAACGAUAAUCGGAAAGGCCUACGUGGUGAAUGGCGUCACUCAACAGUUGACUAUCCCAGCAAGUGUUCUGCGAGCAUUACCUACAUCGGCACAUGCUAUACAAUUUCAAAUACGGCGGAGCAAAAACAACCACCCAUUGAUAUGCCUCGUUGAUAUCAGCCAGUACCAUAACAGCAUCACAGAGUUAGAUGUUGACCGCCAACACCACCACCACCAGCAGCAGGCACAGCAGUGAAUCGGAGGAAAAAGAGACGGAAUUCUAUCCAUUUGAGGCUAUUUUUGCCAAAUUUUCGACUAGAUCCGAGUGGUAUCAAAUGUGGCGCCACCUAGCGUCACUGAAACUAACAAAAUGCAAUGAAAUAGCCUUAGAAAUCUUCCUCGGGGCUCGGCGCGGGUUGGACGUUACAUUCUGAUAGAUGAAUUUGAUGAAACUGUGGAGUGAGACCUAAACCUAUAAUGCAUUUGUGCAUUCUUCGCUUCCGAGAUAAAGAUAUGUUUAACUUGCAUUGAGAGGAUGAAUAAUAGGGCUCUGUGUAGGAUUAACUGUUUGGUGAUGUCAUGGAAGAAACUGGUAGUGCAUACAUUCCGUGAUGGCGUGUUUAAUAAUUAUUUCAGCUGGAGGUUUGCAAUCUGGUGAUUUUGAUUCAGGUUAGAUAUGUCUAACAUAUCUCAUACCAGGAUUUGAUUUAUGCCCCAUUUUCUGUUCUUGGUAGGGGUGUAAGUAUAUUUGUUAUGAUUGAGUAAACCGGUAUCCAUUCUUCGUCAUAUUUGACCAUAGUUGAAUUGAUUAACUACAAAACGAGUAAUUAGAACCAUUGGAAUUGGAUGAAAAUUUGCUAUGUUAAUGUUAAAAGGUACGACAGCUAGCCUACUUAAAGCUUGGGUUGUCUGAGAUUCUCCUAAAAAAGUUUAUGAAAAUCUAUGUACAGUCGUUGUAUAGUAAAUGUACGGCUGGUUUGACCGUGUACAGAGCCCAUUAAAGGGGUACUAUAGGCAGGAGCAGGGGGUUAAAUUGGCCAUUUUCAGGUGACUGAUACACACAGAAAGGGCAUUUUGGUCAUGUUAGAUUCAGCACUAAAUUUGUUCCUGGUACAAGCGCGGAUAGUUUCGACGUGUUGUGAGAUGCGAUAGACCCCUAUUGGCAACACAGCGUAACUUUUUCUUUCCAACCUAGCUGCUGCCUAUAGCCCUCCUUUAACACUUCGCUAGACAUGUCGCUCUUAGUAGACACAGUACACUAGGCCAGCGGACUAAUGUUAAAUUGAACUUGUGGAUUUUUUACUACAAUUUUACAAUGUAGCCUAUGUAUUGUACCUUUAAUGCCGUGGUCACACUGGGGUUUUAACACGAAUUGAAUUCGAAUUAAAACGUUGAUACGUAUUGGGGCGUCACACUCAAUUCGGUUCAUACCGAUCUCAAUCCGCUUUAACCAACACGGUUCUCAAACCGAAUUGAAUGCGAAUCAGUUAAUCCGAAUCAACGAAACCGUAUUGAGAUUUCAAGUGUGACGCGCUUGAUACGAAUUAAGGUUUUCGAUCGCACUGCGCAUGCGCCCGGCGCAUGGAAAGUGACCUUUGACCGCGGGAACUAGUGAUCCGAACUAUUUAACUGAUGUAUUUAAAUGAUCUCAUUAACUCAAAUCGUUUUUCGUUAUGCCAUAGAAUAGGGAAAUAUCAACUCCCUUGCACGUGACUUGCAUUGCCAUUUCCUGGCAAGGUAUGUUGCCGCCGGUUCGUUGGUCAAAGGUACGCUGGUCAGCAACAUUGUCGCGGCGGGGUUUUCCCCGGUUUUGGCCUCGUUUUCGAGGGCGAGGCCGGGAUUCUCCGCAUUUAGCGACGGUGGUGUUGACUCGCUGAGGACACUCCUCUUUGACCCGAACUUUGGCAAUAGGCAUGGCCAGGAGAUGGAAAUGGUCAAGCACCUUACGCGAUUUUAACUUGUUAAUAAUGACUGUGUGAUACUGUGAUAUUAUACUUAUAUGUUUUGUACUUGUAAAUUUUAUUCUCCCUUAAGGGAGGUUAAUAAAUAAUAAUAAUAAUAAUAAUAGAUGGCGCGUCGUUAGUAUGCAUUGAGUGUGGCGCGUUUUAAACCGAUUUGAAUGCGUAUUCGGGCCAGUGUGACGCGACCGUUCUGAAACUGGAUUAACCAAUUCGUAUUCCGGAGAGCGCUCUACGGAAUUCGGUUUCAAUUCGCAUCCUGUUAUCUAAUGGGUUUUACGGUUCGCAUUAUGUAUACUAGCAUAUACCCAUGGAGCGGGCAAAGUUGAAAUGUAAUAUACAUUAGUUAAAUGGGCACGAUGAUUGAGCUACAUUAAAUUUCUAACGUUACUGAAGUUUUAUUAAAGGUUAAACACGAAAUGAACUGCAUUUAGGGACUUAUUGCUGCUAUCUACAUGCAACCCCCAAUAGAUUGAUUGGAGUAUGCUAUUUUGCACAAUGCAUUGAGACAAGUGACAGUAGGUCCUGUUCCAAAUAAGGCCCUCACAUGUCAGGCAUAUUACCUACCCACUCCCGUACCCAAUGCCACUGUCGGACCAAAGCCAGGCGCAUGGAGAGAUGCAGAACGCAAUUCAAACUGACAACAUCAGUCAGUAAAGAAUAAAACAAAGAGCAAGCGCUGGCCACUGUACAUAUUUUGUCCAUCCUGGCAUAACUGUUUAUUGAUACCCUGACUGCAUGUUCCGGUAGGCCACUCUGCAGAAUUUGCCUCAUCACUCAGGUCAGUGUUUCUCGAAUAGAACUAAAAUAGAAUAGGCUAAUCAUUAAUCUCCCUGCUAAUACCCUGCACCAUGGACCAGGUUGUAUAGCACUACAUACGUGCUGGAAGCUAAUACUGAUGUGGCAGGGAGAAUAUGCGUGAAGUUUGUGUAUGCUUUUGAGAAUGAGCGGAGCUCUCCAGUCGACGUGCUCUCUGAAAAGUUGUUAUUUAUUCUAAAACCACGAAGAUAUUCGACGUAUGACACCCUCAGUGACACUCUUACGUAUGAUCCAGACCUACGAAGCCAAAGGUUGCAAGAAUUCGACGCAUUUCCGAGGCCCAAUUUUGAAACAAAAAUCGCCUCCUAUUUAGCGGCCACAACGCGCAUUAUAGUAUAGAUAUACAUCAUAUACUUAUCUGUUUUCAUUGUUAUCUUUCAGAACUUUUAUUUGUAUAUUUCAUUGUCAUGUGAGACCAAUGUCACGAUAACACAAUUGAAAAUUAAGCUGGAAAAUAUGCUGUUUUUUUUUACAAGGUUUUGAUUUCAUGUAGUAAGUGGCUAUUGCCAGUAAAAACAAAUUUCGUUGAUCGACCGAAACUUUUUAAAGUGGCAGUUAAAGCCAAGAUAAAUUGACGAAAUUUGUGUGUAAACUCACCUGGAUAUAUAAUGCAGUAAGGCAGCAUGGAACCUGUAACUGUGAUACAGCCAUUUCUACAGCAUGUGGUCUGCUUUUUACAAGCGAGCACUGCACGCAUAUACUUUUAAUUGAUGCACAUGUAGUCAUAUUACGAAAUGCAUCCGUCCAAAAUCUACGUCUACCGUAACUUAUUCUAUACAUGUAAGCAAGAAUUCUUGACGUGAGUAAUAAAAAACACAUUGCUUCAAAGGCAAUAUUAGGUAUCUCAUUAAGUAAACUGUCGCUGUCCUUUUAGGCUGCUGUGCAAAAACUACAGGUCCAAUUUAUUCGAUGUUUAAUAUACUGUAUUUUAACAAAAUAGGCACUAAAGUAAGCUUGUUGUGAUGACUGGUAUUCCCUUCCUGAUAUCCUAUGUAUUGUAACUUUAUUUAAGCCUGCGUGUAGUAGUAUACAAUAUAUUAUAUCUUUAUAUCCUUUUACAGAAUCUAGGUUAUAAAGGUACAGGAAAAAAGGUACAGUAAAUAAAGGUACAGGAAAUAAAAGUACCGGAAAUAAAGGUACCGGAAAAAAGGUACUGGAAAAAUAGGUACACAAAAUGGCAUGAAUAGGUAAAAAAGGUACACAAUAUUUUAAAAAAAUAUAAUUUGAAUUCUCUCUUUUUCUAUUCAUAACUUUAACUUUAUUUGUUGCAUAGGCAUUGCAUAGGCCUUAGAAAUAGGUAUAUCAAAUUUCCAGUAUACCGUUAUGGUUUUCAAUAGUGAAAACAAGGCUAUCAAGAUCAUGAUGAUUGUAAAGAUUCUAGGACAAUUCCCUCUGCAAAAGCGUUAACUGAUAAAUGUAUCAAUGUUCAAGUUAAAUUGCAAUUAAUCAAUAACACUCUUCAUAGAGCUGGAUCAAAUUAACAAUGUGCCUGGCCAAUUAGGUCUUAACAGACAAAUUACUAGAUUUUAAGACCAAACACAAGCUAUUUAGGGAAAUUGGCGAGAAUCUUAAUGUGAAAUGCCAGGUAGGAUGCCAGGUGCGCCUCCCCUUCCCAAGAUCCUAGAUCUGUCCCUAAUAAGAAUACGACUCGAGUAUUUUUAAAUUUAAAAGAACAUGAAUGUAGUUAUUACCAAAAAAAAGUCAGCCUCCCUGUUGGGCAAUUUCUUCAAAGAAUUUUCCUCAAAUUCAUUCCGUAACAAAAUUGUCCGCAAUGUAUUAAACUAUUUUAAGGCACCACCUUAGUCACAGAAGAAGAAAAUGGGCAAGAAAAGAUUAAGACAUAGGCCGAGUCUGAACCAGUUGAAGAGAAUAAUAUUCUAAAAAAAAUUGUGUACCUUUUUACCUAUUUAUGCCAAUUUUUGUACCUUUUUUUCCGGUACCUUUUUUUCCGGUACCUUUAUUUCCAGUACUUUUAUUUCCUGUACUUUUAUUUCCUGUACCUUUAUUUCCGUACCUUUUUCCUGUACAUUUUUUUCCUGUACCUUUUUUACCGUAUACCCCUUUUACAGUAUGUGACUCAUUUUAACAUGUAUUAGUGUGUGUAGUUGUAUUCCUCGAUUUGGAAAUUUCAAUAGAUCAUAAUCAUUAUCAUUAGCAAAAAUUAACCACUAUCUUACUGUUGGCAGCAUUUUAUGUAGUGUUAGUCGUCAGCCGCAACACGCCAAGCAUGUCAAAAUGUUCAUACGAUUUUGUUUCAGUUCAUGACCUUUAUAAUAGCAAAAUUAUUCAAGACUGUAUGUUGUAUAUAUAUUAUAUCUAUAUAUUCUUUUACGGUAUGCGACUCAUUUUAACAUGUGUUAGUGUGUGUAGUUGUAUUCCUCGAUUUGGAGGAUUCAAUAGAUCAUAAUCAUUAUCAUAAUCAUUAGCCAAAAUUAACCACUAUCUUACUGUUGGCAACAUUUUAUGUAGUGUUAGUCGUUAGCCGCAACACGCCAAGCAUGUCAAAUGAGACUAUUGAUAGUGACGGUAGGGAGUCAACAAGAAGGAACUAAUUUUCACUAGAUCAUGUUUCUUUGUACUGUUGCUUGAACUAUGUUUCUGAUAGGGACGCCCUUCGUGGCUGAAGGUUUAAAUACACUUAAAAUGUUUUGAAUAAAGUCUAUUUCUUACCAAAAGUAAUAAUUUAAUAAACGUUGCAUGCCUUAUCUAUUCUUUCUAUGAAUAUAUGCAAAAAAUUGAAUUGCGUGCAAAAUAUCAAUGUCAAAAUAUCACGAAAUACCUAUCUUUUCAAAUCCUGCAGUUAAUUAUAAAUAUUGAAAUAGAACGGAGUCAUACUCUGGUCUAUUCUCCGACUUUCUAUGAAGAAAGAUCGAAACAAAAAUCUGUCCGCUUCCUUGUUAUUGCAAAAUAUCAAGCUUAUAUAAUAUUUUCAAUUUUAGAGUUGCCGUAGAAUUAUCAUUAUCAUAAUAGACAGGAUUUUUUUCGAAUUUCUUUACAGGAAGUCGAAGAAUGGACCAGAUAAUGAUUCUUUUCGUUCUGAAUAUUGAGGACUGCAGGACUUAAAAAGACAGACUUUUCAUAAUAUUUUGAUAUUGUGAUAUUUUCAUGAUAUUUUUCAUACAUUGCCAAGUUUUGCUUGUAAUAAAAGAAGAAAUAGGUAUGAGACACAUCAUUCAUUGAAUGAAGUAGUUGGCAGACUGAAUUGCCUGAACAUCCUGAUGAAUGUUGUAUUACACAAAUGUCAACUACAUGUAACUCCGUGAGCAGGCAGCUGUAUUAAAAUCGCUUUGUGUCCUAAUUCUACAUGAUUGUCCCUGAGGUGAUAGUUUCGGUAACUGCAAUUAUAUUUGGUAGCACUUUACAUGGUUUAGAUCAUUGCUAUAUAUUUAUUAUUCUAUUUUUCUCGACGAAGCAGUAACUUUUGAAAUUCUUAAUGUACUGGUAGUAUAUUCAUUUAAUAAAG